This is a messenger RNA of Drosophila takahashii, 2050 nucleotides long. RefSeq names its product biniou (gene bin). Gene Ontology annotation, biological process: animal organ morphogenesis; regulation of transcription by RNA polymerase II. The record is from RefSeq and is a predicted model, not a curated record. Gene Ontology annotation, cellular component: nucleus. Gene Ontology annotation, molecular function: DNA-binding transcription factor activity, RNA polymerase II-specific; RNA polymerase II cis-regulatory region sequence-specific DNA binding. NCBI's taxonomy places the organism in Eukaryota, Metazoa, Arthropoda, Insecta, Diptera, Drosophilidae.
GUAAAAAAAUAAAAAAACUAAAGUGAAAAUGAUCAAGAGUGAGGAGGUGUCGGAUCGCUCGGUUAUGACGAUGGAUCAGCUGGGCUACUACCAUGAUCCCCGCGCCCACUCGCCCUUUAGCCAUCACACCCAUACCCCGCAUACCCACACCCACCCACACAGUCAUCCCCAUUCGGGGCAUUUAUACCGCUCGGGGAAUCUGUUACCUGGUGGCAAUUACCAGACCAUGGGUGGCGGUGGAGAAUCACCCACGGAGUUGGUGGAUGAGAAACCUAACAUAGGGUACAUGGAACUCAAGCAUUAUAUGGAAGUCACGCCCACUGCCACGCCCGUUUCGGCAGCCCAGCACUAUAGUUUGAGUGCCCUGCACAGCAUGGGCACGCCGCCGGCCUCCUCGAGUCCCAUACCACCGUAUGGCGUUCUGAUGACGGCCCAUUCGGCGGGUUCCGCCUCCCCGCAAUCGAACUCAAAGACGCCCACCGAUUUGCCGCAGGAUCUGCAGUACGUGAGCUCCACGUCGAAGGCUCCGCAGCCCCUGCAGGUGCAGCUGCAUCCGAUGAACCACCAGUACACCUCCACCAUCAAGUACUGCUCGAACAACACCAUUCUCAGUGCGAAUGACUACCAACUGCUGACCAGUCACGAGGUGGAGCAGCAGCAGCCACAGCCACAGCCUCCCCAGCAGGUGCAGUCCCAGCAGCUCCAGCACUCGCCAGGCGGUGCCUACCUGCCGCGGAUCUCCAGCUCACCCUCGCAGGUGAUCAGCAAUGCCCACGGGAUGCCGGCCCUAAACUACUCCAGUUCGAGUUCCUCGCCUGCCAAAUCUUUGAACGGCUGCGACUCCUCGCCUCCCAGUCAGAAUGCCCCAGGAGGCAAGGGAUCAUCGGGAGGAGGCGGCGGUGGAUCAUCCAGUAACCAGGAUAACACGCCCAGCACUCCGGACACCACCAAGAAGUCCGGCACCCGGCGGCCCGAGAAACCUGCCCUCAGCUACAUCAAUAUGAUCGGACAUGCGAUCAAGGAAUCGCCGACUGGCAAGCUAACUCUCUCCGAGAUCUAUGCCUAUUUGCAGAAGAGCUAUGAAUUCUUUCGAGGACCGUAUGUGGGCUGGAAGAACUCGGUGCGUCAUAAUCUCAGUCUGAACGAGUGCUUCAAGAAGUUGCCAAAAGGCAUGGGCGUGGGAAAGCCGGGAAAGGGGAACUACUGGACGAUCGACGAGAACUCGGCGCAUCUGUUCGAGGAUGAGGGCAGCCUGAGGCGGCGACCAAGGGGCUACCGCUCCAAGAUCAAGGUCAAGCCGUAUGCCGGUCAUGCCAAUGGAUACUACACUGGCAGUUACGGCGAUGCCGGAAUGGACAAUGCCAAUUUUUAUGCCUCGCCCGCCUUCGCCAGCUACGAUUACAGUUCAGCCGGAGCUAAUGGCGUUUCACCGGCUGGUGGUCAAGGAUUUGGGGAUCCCUGGAACGCCCACGCCGCCCACAGCGGCUCCUCGUCGGUGGGAAUGGGAGUGGGACCUCUGCCCCAGUACUCGAAUAUAUCCUGUCUGGCGGCGGGGGGAAAUCUCAAUGGUUCUGCCUCGACGCCACCGCUGGCCCACUCCUCCCUGGGAAGCCUGACCCCCUCGGCACCCCCCUCUAGUUCGCCCCUGGGAUCGGCGGCGGCACUACAAAGCGAUUAUGCGCCAACCGCGAGUCUCGUGGCCGCGGGCUAUUCCUAUGCAACAAGUGCCAGCAGCCUGGACAACGGUCUCCGCUCGAUUUCGCUGCAGCAGUUGCCCGGACUAUCCAGCAUUCAACAGGCGCAGGCUCAGGCGCAGGCGCACCAUCAUCACCACCAUCAGCAGCACCAUCCGAACCACGGAUCCAUCCACCAAAACCAAAACCACCCAUCCAUGACACCGCCGCCAUCGCAGUCCGGUGGCAACCAUGUGAUCGACCAUUCGCCCAUUGAUCGUAAACCGGUUUACCUGCCGCCCAUCACUCCGCCCCCCACUUCGGUCGCUCUGAAUGGAGGCGGCGGAUAUUACGAGGCGCUCAAGUACUCCAAUUAG